Molecule: messenger RNA, 3574 nt
Organism: Phlebotomus argentipes
Lineage: Eukaryota; Metazoa; Arthropoda; Insecta; Diptera; Psychodidae
Product: ceramide synthase
Exons: 2
Coding region: 239-1441 (400 amino acids)
Biological process (GO): lipid homeostasis
Cellular component (GO): membrane; endoplasmic reticulum
Source: RefSeq, a predicted model, not a curated record
GCCCGCUGACGGCUGUCUACCGAGCGCAGUACCAGUCGUAUGGGCGAGAGUUUUCGGUCACGCGUACUCAAAUGCUCCAAGUUUUCUGACCCUUUUUUUUACCACCAAAAGAGUCACUGAAAAUUCCGUGUUGCACUCCCGUGCUGAGGACAUUUGGGGCCAGAAAGUGCCGAACGUGUGUAGUGGCGUGUAAGUGAAGUGGCAAGGACGCUUUUGGUGGACGUUGCGAAGAGGCAAAAUGAGGAUUUUCAUCUCCUUGGCCUGCUCGAUUGGAUCGAUGGGCAUCGCCUGGGGCAGCCUGCUGUCGCUCAACAUCUCUGACAGGAUCUCACUGCAGCGCGGAGUCUUCCUCUCAUCCCUGGGCUUCGUGUACUUUGUCUCCCUCACGGACUUCUUCAAUCGAUUCCUGCUGGAGACAACAAAGGGUCUCCAAUGGCGCAAAAAGUACCACCUCAUGGUCUCCGACGUGAUGGACAUCACGAACAAACUCGUGUCGGCGGUGCAAGCGAGCUUAUCCUGUCUGGCUGGCUUUCUCGUGUGCAAAUCCUCGUGCAACCGAUCAUUUCUGCACGCGUCACACUUCGCUUCGGAGGCGUACGCGUGGUUCGGAGCGGCGUACUUCUUCUAUGAUCUGUGGAGUAUGUACAAAGUGCACAUCCACAAGGUGCUGGACAAGCUGAAGAUGGUGAAGGAUCAGGCGAGUGUGAGCGUGAAGAAUGGCAAUGGGCAUCAGAUGUUCGAGGGCAGGCGGAAUGGGGGAAAUGGCGUGUGUGAUGGCGAAAAGGAGGGAUAUCGCAAGAAGGAGAUCCGCGAUGACUAUGGCAAUGAGAUAACACUGGAGGAGAGACCGUCCUUCUGGCGCUACAUCUCCCGGCAGCCACUCAUGGUGGGUCAUCACAUCUUCAUAGGGUCGUUUGGCCUGUGCGUCAUUGCGUACCUGAGAGGUGGUCUGGGCGAUUGCAUAUUCAGCUUCAUCUUCCUGAUGGAGGCCUCCACGCCGUUCGUCUCGCUCAGGAGCAUCCUGAGCACAAUGGGGCUGAAGUUGAGCAAUCUGUACUUGAUCAAUGGCGUGCUGAUGCUCGUGACAUUCUUUGUCUUUCGCAUCCUCAUGCUCCCGUUUGUCUUCUAUUGGUACAGCCAAACGGUGAAUUUGCCCUUCAUACGAGCCAUUGCGUCGCUGCCGCGCGGCUGCAAGAUCAGUAUUUGCAUUUUAUUCUUGCCACAGAUUUACUGGUUCUAUCUGAUUUUGCGUGGGGCUCUGAAGGUGUUCUUCCCGAAAAAGUCGCCCAGUGUGACGACAAAGAGACAGCCAAAUUCCACAAAACCCACAAUAAAUGUGAUCUCAGAUGAUGAAGAUGCUGAUCAGGGUGUGAAGAGGCGUUCAGAACGCCACAUGAGUCUGGACAAUGGCAAAUCAACACAAUCCCUGACACUGAUGUAAAAAGUUUUGGAUAUCUUUUUCUCCUAAAAAUUUCUUCUCUCGCCACCAAUAUUUUUUUCCUAAUCAGCGAGAGGCAUUUUUCUAUUUAAAAAAUGAAAGGAAGGUUUUGUCUGCUCUUUUUACGACAGUUUUUUCUUUGUGUGAAGAUACCAAAAUUCAUUUUGUAACUACAUGUAUAGAUGUGUAAAGACGACAGUAAAAUUUCAGACAUAUUUAUGUGGUGUAGUGAGAUAAGGAUGUAAUAUUAUUUGUGGCAGAUAAUACAGAAAAUACUGUGUAGAUUUACUGAGAGGAUGGAAGAAUCAUUGUAAUAGUCGUCACGGAACUAGUCACACUGUAAUAAUUGUAAGCAAGAAAAAAAAUUAAUUAAGCAUGAGAGAAAGAGAGAGAGAAAUGAGAAAAACAAUGUUACAAAAAGGAAAUUCCUCCCAUCCGAUUCUGAAGACACUUUCGUUUGUCCUCUCCAUAGAAUAAGCAAACUCUCUGCAGUGACCAUUCUUUUUAUCUCUCCACCCAUUUUCUCCCUCCGACCCCUUUUUGAUACAUCAGAAUUUAUCUAAGAGACACAUUCCAAUACGUCGUGUUAGAUACACAGUGAAAUUUGAGAGAAAGAGGCAAAUAAACAGAUAAGGGGAAAAAUCUAUACCAACUAUCGACAUUGUCUGUGUGCAGAACGAAUUUGUUAAAUGUGCUUUAUGUGAAAUAUAACCAAUUUACAUUUUUGUGCAGAGAACUUGAUGAUGAUGAUGAUGAUGAAAAUGUAGGAGAUUAAAUAUACAAUUUGAUAUUUGCUUACAUAACAUAUUUUUAUAUGAUUAUUGAAUGUAUAGGACCUUCUUGUUUUCUCAAAAAAAAAAUAUUUGUAUUGAAAAUCCAGAUUGAAGAAAAAAAAUGUGGAGGAGAAAAGAAGGUCGAAAAAUUUUUGUGGUAAGACUAGAGCAGAGUUUUGUCUUUUGGACAUUUUCUACCCGUUUUUUUUUCGGUGCGUGUGUGGCGUGCAAAAGUUUAGGGACACCGAUUUGGAGUAUAAAUAUUCCUCACACACAAUAAUAACCAAAAGGGAGUAAAGUGUGCGCAUUUAGAGAGUAUUUUCUUGGCAAUGUAGACGAAAGCAGAUAGUUUUUAUUACAAUGCUGCAGCUUCACAACAUCUCAUCACUCAAAUCAUAUUCGUUGGGUGAAUAGAAAACUAUGAAAAGUCGAUUUAUCAUAAUUUUCGUCUUCAUGUAUUUUUGAAAAGCUUCUUAUUUGUUCUUCCUGUGUAAAAAUUCUGAGAUUUGUUAGCAAAAAAAAUCAAAUUGUCAUGUUUUCUGAAUGAAAAGUCGAAUUAUUAAUUGUUUACGCUGUACGAUUUUUCCUAGAAAAAUGUCUCAAAAAUUACAGUAAAACGCAUAAAACGACUUUUCAGAAAAUAAUUAUAGAUUUUCAGAAUUAUCCUAAAAUGUUUUUUAGACUUUGAAUGAAUAUUUAUCAUAUCUUUUAAAUUGUUUCACUUGAAAACUGUAAGGAAAAGUUCAAGUGAAGUAUGAAAAGUUGAGUUUUUAGAACUUGUUUGGAUAAAAUCGUCUUUGGAAAGGAAUAUUUUCAGAUUUUCCAUAAAUUUUGUCAUAUUUUAGUCAAAAAUUCCAAUAAAAUCUACUAAAAUAUUUACAAAAUAAUAAAAACAGAGCAAUUUUUGCACUUUAACGGACGAUUUGAAUGUCUUUUUAAGGGUUUUGAAGUAAAUUUGGCAAAUUUCGCAGCUGUAUUAACGCUAAAUUUUAAACUAGUUCUGCUGAAAAAUGACGAGCUUGACUUUUGUAUAGUUUUCGAGGCACCCGUCGAUAUGUUCUGACACUUUUGCAGUCCGCUUUAGAAGACUGUUUUGUAGAAGAAUGGAGAAUAAAAUGUGUAAAUUGUAAAUGUAAAUCAUCAAAUUGCUGUCCCAGUUUCUGCCUUCAGCUUUUCCGUGGCCACAGAGUCACAUUUGUGUGUAGGGAAUGGAGAUUUGACGGGCACAACUCUGCAGAUCGAUGCGCACAUGAUAAGACGAGAGCAAGAGAGCGAGAGAGAGUGAGAGGGAUGAAGCCAAAGUCGCGAGUAGAUGAUAAGGAAAAAAUGUGAGAAACAUUGUGUAGAAAUAUUGUUAUUAUAU